UUAGGACAUGCCUCGUUGUGCUUACACACUUGCUAGUAUAGUAGAGCGAAGGAAAGAAGAAUCUCCGGAAGUUGUCUCCCCGCCGGUACGUUGACUUACUGUCAGGGUCGUACAGCCUUACCGCGGGCUGUGUAAUCGAGCAAGAACACGAUCUCAGCUCCUCGAUCCCACAUGCGUCCGCGGCAUUGACUCCGUUUCCGUAUCUUCGUCUCUACGUGACAAAGCUUGAUAUACGGCUUAGUAACCGAUCACUAGCUUGAUCGAUCGUCGUUGCGAGGCAUCCAUCCCAUCCAUGGCCGGCCACCACACCGGAGGGACCCCGUUCCUCGUCUCGCCGGAGACGGGGCACGCCAUGCCCUCCUCCUCCGCCGCCUCUUACUCAUUAACCGCCACCGGCGACGGCGAUGGUAAGGAGGCGGCGGCGGGCGACGCCGGGGCGGAAUUCGUGCUGGAGUCCAAGGGGACGUGGUGGCACGCGGGGUUCCACCUGACGACGGCCAUGGUCGGGCCGACGGUGCUCACGCUGCCGUACGCGCUCCGGGGGAUGGGCUGGGGGCUGGGGCUCGCGGCCCUCACCGCCGUCGCCGCGGUCACCUUCUACACGUACUACCUCAUGUCCAGGGUGCUCGACCACUGCGAGGCCGCCGGCCGCCGCCACAUUCGCUUCCGGGAGCUCGCCGCCGACGUCCUCGGAUCUGGAUUGGUGUUCUACCUGGUGGUCACCGUGCAGACGGCGAUCAACGCCGGGAUCACCAUCGGCAGCAUCCUCAUCGCUGGCGACUGCCUACAGAUCAUGUACACGAGCUUGGCGCCAGAUGGCUCAUUGAAGCUGUACCAUUUCAUCAUGAUCGUCGCCGUCGUGCUGUCCCUGUUCUCGCAGAUGCCGUCGUUCCACUCGCUGCGGUACAUCAACCUCGGCUCGCUGAUCCUCAGCUUCGGCUACACCAUCCUCGUUUCUGCCGCUUGCAUCCGGGCAGGUAUGCUGAGCAAUGCUCCGGUGAAGGAUUACUCGUUGAGUCCGUCCAAGUCCGGGAGGACCUUCGACACUUUCCUCUCCAUCUCCAUCCUGGCCACAGUGUUCGGCAACGGCAUCCUACCGGAGAUCCAAGCCACGCUGGCGCCACCGGCGGCCGGGAAGAUGCUCAAGGCGUUGCUGCUCUGUUACACCGUGAUCUUCUUCACCUUCUACCUGUCGGCCAUCUCCGGCUACUGGGCCUUCGGCAACGCCGUGCAGUCCAACGCCCUCCAGAGCCUGAUGCCGGACUCGGGACCCUCGCUGGCGCCGACGUGGCUGCUCGGCCUCUCCGUGGUGCUCAUCCUCCUCCAGCUCCUGGCCAUCGCGCUGGUGUAUUCGCAGGUGGCGUACGAGAUCAUGGAGAAGCGGUCGGCGGACGCGAAGCACGGAAGGUUUUCGCGGCGGAACCUGGUGCCGCGCGUGGCGCUGCGGACCGGCUACGUAGCGGUGUGCUCGCUCGUGGCGGCGGCGCUGCCGUUCUUCGGCGACAUCGUGGGCGUGAUCGGUGCCGUGGGGUUCAUCCCGCUCGACUUCGUGCUCCCUGUCGUCAUGUACAAUGUGGCGCUGGCCCCGCCUAGGAGGUCGCCGGUGUACAUAGUCAAUGCGGCAAUCAUCGUCGUGUUCACGGCCGUCGGGGUCAUCGGCGCAGUCGCGUCGGUGCGGAAGCUUGUGCUCGACGCCGGGCAGUUCAAGCUAUUCAGCGACCACGUUGUUGACUGAGUUCAUUGCUUCGUUUUCCCCCACCCAACAACGACGCCCUUCUUCCGAGUUGACAAAGGUGCAAACUCUUUGGGGGUUCAACUUUGAACAUAUCUUUAACCAAAAAUAUAUAACUAGGUUACAUGCCAUGAAAGUGGUUUGCAAUGUAUGAUUUGUAUCAUUGUAUGCCUUAAAGAAUCAUCGUAUACUUA
Molecule: messenger RNA, 1926 nt
Organism: Lolium perenne
Lineage: Eukaryota; Viridiplantae; Streptophyta; Magnoliopsida; Poales; Poaceae
Product: probable GABA transporter 2
Source: RefSeq, a predicted model, not a curated record